UAAAAUUUAAAGGGUUAAGUAUAAUUCUAAUUAAUUUUUUGCCCACCCAUCUUCAUUUUCUUUCUUUUGGAUCCGGGAAGUUGAAUUCUAUAGCGCAGGAAAGUUGCCAUGAGCGCUACCGUCGAGGGCGGUUCUUCUUCACCGACUCGACCCAGAUGGCGGGAAGUCGCCUACGGUGGAAUGCAACUGGGCUUCGACGACAAUCACACCGGCGAGACUUUCCUGGCGGACAUGGUGAUGAACGCCAACGUCGUCAAGCGGGACCUGCUGAAAGUGAUGCAAGAUUCAAUCUCCAUCUCUCAAUACCUCUGCAUCGUCGCCCUCGUCGUCUUGGUCUGGACCUACACCCUCAGAUCAACCAUGAAUGAGAAUUCCCUUUUGAUCCUCGACGGAACCCUCCUCGUUUCGCGCUUCUUGAUCCUAAUACUAACAGAGGAAAUGCUUUCCCUCGGUCUUCUCCUUCAUUACUUCCUCAACAUCUCCUUCUUCACCACCGGUUUAUACGUUCUGGCUCCGAUUUACCAGACUCUGACGAGGUCCAACAGCUCUGACUCCAUCUGGGCAGCGACAUUUUCCCUUCUCCUGCUCCACCUUUUCCUCCACGACUACUCUGGAUCGACCAUCAGAAAUCCGGGGGCUCUGAAAAAUCCUAACUUGACUAGCUGCAUCUCCUUGAAUGCUUCCGUGGUGGCUUCAGUCUUCAUAGCCUCUCGCCUGCCGUCGAGGGUACAUGUUUUCGCCAUCAUGCUCUUCUCCUUACAGGUCUUCCUCUUUGCUCCAUUGAUUGCCUAUUGCAUGAAGAAAUACUCUUUCAGAUUGCACCUUGUGUUUUCUGUGGGAUUGAUGGCUGUGACAUUGGCUUUUGUGUAUGCCCUGCAUCCUUUGGUCUUUGUGUUGCUACUGGGGAUAUUCAUCUUUGUCACUGUGGUCUGCCCAUAUUGGCUUAUCGGGCUUCAGGAAUGCAAAUUUGAGAUCAACGGUCCAUGGGAUGAGGCUAAGCUCUGCUUUGAUAUUACAGAUUAAGAUCAUUAGUUGUAUGUACACAGGCAACUUUGAAAAUCAGAAAGUAUUGUAC
This is a messenger RNA of Rubroshorea leprosula, 1075 nucleotides long. Lineage: Eukaryota; Viridiplantae; Streptophyta; Magnoliopsida; Malvales; Dipterocarpaceae. The record is from the annotation of a GenBank genome assembly.